Messenger RNA from Anguilla anguilla (European eel), 3696 nucleotides. RefSeq names its product flotillin 1a (gene flot1a). The coding region runs from base 173 to 1447 and encodes 424 amino acids. Lineage: Eukaryota; Metazoa; Chordata; Actinopteri; Anguilliformes; Anguillidae. Gene Ontology annotation, biological process: positive regulation of cell-cell adhesion mediated by cadherin; regulation of receptor internalization; positive regulation of endocytosis. Gene Ontology annotation, cellular component: plasma membrane. The record is from RefSeq and is a predicted model, not a curated record. The transcript has 13 exons.
GAGUAGUUCCUCGCUGCCUCGCAGUGGGCGUGGACAUAUUGCGGAGGGAGAAGUGGGGAACAGCACUUGACGUAAACCCAGCAGUAAAAUUUCUCGUUUGCUAAAUAUUUGACAAGUUUCCACAUUCUCUAUUUUCAGAUCCAAUCCACGGUUGCUGCUGCCCAGAGUGAAAAUGUUCUACACCUGCGGGCCCAACGAGGCGAUGGUGGUGUCGGGGUUCUGCCGCUCCCCUCCUAUGAUGAUCGCUGGAGGCCGGGUGUUUGUGGUGCCCUGUAUCCAGCGGAUCCAGAGGAUCUCUCUGAACACCCUGACUCUGAAUGUGAAGAGUGAUAAGGUGUACACCCGACACGGAGUGCCCAUCUCCGUCACUGGCAUCGCACAGAUGAAGAUUCAGGGCCAGAAUAAGGAGAUGCUGGCUGCGGCUUGCCAGAUGUUCAUGGGGAAGUCCGAGCAUGAGAUCGCCCAGAUCGCCCUGGAAACGCUGGAGGGCCACCAAAGAGCCAUCAUCGCCCACCUGACUGUGGAGGAGAUCUAUAAGGACCGCAAGAAGUUUUCUGAGCAGGUGUUCAAAGUGGCCUCAUCCGACCUGGUCAACAUGGGCAUCAGUGUUGUCAGCUACACCCUCAAGGACGUUCAUGAUGACCAGGAUUAUCUGAACUCCCUGGGGAAGGCUCGAACAGCGCAGGUUCAGAAAGAUGCCCGGAUAGGAGAGGCCCAGAACAAGAGGGAUGCUGUCAUCAGGGAAGCCCAUGCGAUGCAGGAGAAGAUCUCUGCUCAGUAUCUGAAUGAGAUUGAAAUGGCCAAAGCUCAGAGGGACUUUGAACUUAAGAAAGCCGCCUAUGACAUGGAGGUGUUCACCAAGCAGGCUGAGUCAGAGAUGGCCUACCAGCUGCAGGUUGCAAAGACCAAGCAGCGCAUCGAGGAGGAGAAGAUGCAGGUGCAGGUGGUGGAGCGCGCGCAGCAGAUCAUGCUCCAGGAGCAGGAGAUCACCCGCAAGGAGAAGGAGCUGGAGGCCAAGAUCAAGAAGCCCGCCGAGGCCGAGAGGUACCGGCUGGAGAGGCUGGCCGAAGCCGAACGGAUUCAGCUCAUCAUGGAGGCCGAAGCUGAGGCUGAGUCUAUCAGAGUGAAAGGCGAGGCUGAGGCCUUUGCCGUGGAGGCUAAGGGCAGGGCGGACGCAGAACAGAUGGCCAAGAAGGCGGAGGCGUUCCAGCAGUACCAGGAGGGGGCGAUGGUGGACAUGCUGCUGGAGAAGCUGCCCCUGAUCGCCGAGGAGAUCAGCAAGCCCCUCUCCGCCGCUCAGAAGGUUACCAUGGUGUCCAGCGGCGGCUCGGAGGUGGGGCCGGCCAAACUGACCGGGGAGGUGCUGGACAUCAUGACCAGGCUGCCCGCGGCUGUGGAGAAACUGACCGGAGUCAGCAUCUCACAGUUAUCUACGCGUGUGGCCUGAAGAGGAACAUGGGCAGACCCCAGAGAAUGAGAAUCGACACCUGUUCCCACUACCCUGCCUGUCUGACUGAGCGACUGCGACUGCAUGUGAUUGGAUUCACAGCCUACCCUUAAACCACUUCCCCUUUCUGGAACUCCUACACUGUGUCCGCCUGUGUGUUUGUGUGCACGUUUCCCUGUCUGUGUCUCUCUCUCCACGCCCUUCUAAAUAACUGCCUCUAUCCACUGCCUUGCUAUCUAACUAACCCAAAGUGCAACUUAUAUUGAAAUCAUGUGAUCUCACUAUCCUCAUUUCCAUCUGAUAUUCUACUUCAUCACUCAGUCUUGUACAGCAAUACGGAAGCAAUGUCCAGUCCUAAUCCAGCCUCUACGGUUCUAUUUAUAACCAUUGUUCAUUUUCUAUGGAUUUGACUGGAACAGAGAAAAACCACUCACGCAGGCGAGGGAUAAAUACACAAUAGAUGCAUAUCAGAUGAUUUCCUGUUUUCUGAGCCAACCAAAGGCCCAGUUUUACUUUUUUCCCCAAAAAACAAAAGAAUCAACUGUCCUGCUGGGGUUGAUGAUGUGGUUUCAAACAAGUUUCUUUUUGGGGAUUUCUGAGGUAAUUCUCUGUGCUCUUUGGGGAGAGUCCGUCGUCUUCCCCGCAGGUCUCGUACUCGCGCUUUUGCGUUGCUUUGUCGCAUUUUGAACCUCGCCAGUCGCUUAUUUUUUCCCGCCACUCCUUGCUGCUACGAGGUUUCAUUUGCGGAGCCAGGAAGCCCACAGGGAGCAGACUACACCCAGGUGCUACCCAGCUUCGUCUGAGAUACUGUCUUCUGCUAUUAGAAUCAGAGGUACUUUUUUUACGCCAGGAACAUGAACACCUUGGCGACAAGUGCCUUGUUUCACAAGGUGGCGGUUUCAGUAGGGAAGUGGUCGUGCUGGAAAAGAGGGGGAAAGAAGUCGUUAAAUGAACAGAGGACCAACAGGAGUUUGCAGGGAAGGUUGAAGGAAGGGAGAAUUUAGUAUGUGUGACAGCACUGAAAUGAAUGCGCUGGCUUUGCAAAUCUUUCAUAAUGAAGGUCAGGUGCUACUUUGCCAAUCAUACAGGCAACUGUUGUGCACUCCCAUCAUCAACAUUAAACACGUAAAGCAUUUUAUUCACUGUCCACAAGAUGGCAGCAACACACUAACCUCAACGCUACAGUUGGGGGUUAGUCAUUUUGAAUGCUCUCCACUGCAGGGCUACAGUGUGUGCUAUCAGCAAAAUGAGAGCCAGAAUACUGGUUACUUGAAACAAUUUCCACUAGUUACCUCGGAUAUAAAUUAAUUACACAUUAACAUGUUCACAGUCAAGUGCCUGGACCCAGUAACCAAACUCAUUGUCCUCUCACGCUAAUAUAAAAGCCUUUUUAAUGUAGUCUAUUUAUCAAUGUCUGCGGUGUGAUUCUGAAUUCUGCAUUUUAGUUAGUGUGCUUUGUGAAUCACCUUCCUGCAUGCGCUUUUAUGAUUAUUCUUGUUUGUGUGUUAAAAACAUAAAAUAUUAGAAGGGGGGAAAGAAAUAACUGCAAAUCAUGAGAUAACACAAAAUAUAUCAGGAAUGUAAGACUCUUGCAGUACUUUUUGGAAUCAGUACACUACAACAGGUAUGGACAUCCGGAAAUAAAAAUUAAUGAUGUUGAUUGCAGUCACAAUCAAUGGACUGUUAUGCAUAGUCGAUUAUGAAAAUCUGACUGACAGUUGCUCAGUUAAACGUGAUAAAACAUAUCUCAAUAUGCAGUUAAGAUGUACGUAUUCUAGCUAUUGAACACCUGUGUCACUAUUCGUCAUGGUUGGUGUUGCUGUUACUAUCUUGAAAUGGAAACUGCUGUAGACUAGAACACUAGUUGCUCUGUACUGCUGCUUAGCUAUAGACAAACACUAGACUCAUUUUCUAGGGGCUCAUUAAAUUUGUUAUUUUGAGAUGUCAAAUGUGAAUUUGUAGGCCAGUGUGUGCUAUCAGUUCUACUAUCCUCAUUUAAACUUUAUAAGUUGUAUUGAACUAGCUGUUUUUUUUAAAUUCCAAGAAAAAAAUGUUUGUGGUGUUAGUUUGAUUUUGUUUUUGUACUUUGACGACUUGCCAAAUUGGAAUUUGCUUUUGUGUAGUAUUGAAAUUACUAUUAGUGCACUGGGAUAUUGAAGAAUAUUACUGAUAAUAUGUUUGCAUUUUCUAGGAAGUAUUACCAUUUAACUUCAUACAAUAUACAAUCCCCAUGGUAACUAAAUCACAAC